This is a messenger RNA of Anopheles coluzzii, 4537 nucleotides long. RefSeq lists its product as uncharacterized. The record is from RefSeq and is a predicted model, not a curated record. Bases 1376 to 3505 code for a protein of 709 amino acids. Lineage: Eukaryota; Metazoa; Arthropoda; Insecta; Diptera; Culicidae. Gene Ontology annotation, molecular function: carbohydrate binding. The transcript has 9 exons.
AUCCGUACGGCCGCUGGUAGUCGUUCGGAGUGUUCGGUUGUGUGCGGUCGUAUGUGCGGUUCCGGGUGUUGCCGGUAAACACAAUUUCAAAUUUAGGACACCCUGUGGGCACGGUGUCGCGUCGGAUCGUGUCCCGGAACUGUGUUCCAAUGUUGGGUGCGUCGGCGUAAGUUUGGUUGGGUCUAUAAAAGGUGUAAUAAAAGUUAAUACCAACACACACACACACACAUAUGCACUCUAGCGUGUUCGUGUUUUAGCAAAUCUGGCAGUGUAUCUCAUGUGUGUGUUUGUGUGUCUGUGCUGUCCAGUGGGGAGCCGUUUCGACCGUAUCUUUCACGUGCGUUUUUAUGGUUCGAAUCAACUGUUUUAACCUUUGCCAAAUCCCUUAAGACCAAUCCGGAAGGGGGGGGCGGCAGAACCGGGCGAGCUUCGAAGCGGCGCCAAGUGCACAACAUUUCCGAUCCGUGCGCCGAGUGAUUGAUGAGUUUUCAACUUCGCUACCAUAAGGCGUCAAAUUGUGCGGAAACUGUUCGGCAACGUGCGGACCCUCGGCAAAGGAAAGCGGGGCCAAAAGGCUUGGCUUGUGUUUCGCGCAGUAGCAUGAGCAGGUUCAGCACCCGCUGCCUUGGCCACACCGCGUGUGCCGAGUUAUGGAUGUAAUGGAUUAUUCACGCUUCACAUAGAACGUCUCCAUCUUACGACUUAUGAAAAUAAAACAGAAUCGCUGUUUGUGGCAGAAUCCCAUCGCCAGUGGUGUUGCUGCUGCUGCUACUGCUGCCGUUUGUUGUUUUUAUUUGUCAGCUUUCUAACGGGCUGAGUGCGACCAUCGUCGGAACGGUGCUGAAGCGUGCGAAAGGCGUAAGGUACCGGUGCAGGUGAAAGUAUGGCGUUUGCUUCCCCGUGUGCGUAUGUGUGUGGUUGUUUGUGUGGUACGAAGGUAGAAAAGUUGGCGAAUGGAGUGUCAUAAAUUAAAGUUAGCUUCACGCUUCGCCCAUGUGAGCUACACGCCAGUGACUGGUAUACCGUGUGUGAUAUGGUGCGCGUGUGUGUUAAAUCAUGAUGUGAUCGUCUGCCAGAACACACCACAUGGUGUCAGGGUUAACGCGUGUAGCACGAAACAGGAGUGAACAAAGCAAAAAAAAAGAAAUGAAAGCCUUUUGCAACGAUGUAAUAAUUCCAGUCACUUGGUGGUUGAAAAAUUGCUAUUGAAACAGGUGCGGGCCAUUCGUAUGGUUACCGGUGACGAGCUUUGAUAAGUGGUCGGUGGUUGGUUUUAUGCGCUGUGCUCAAGAAGACGUGUCGAUGGUGAAGGGGAAGCGUGUAGGGUGAGCGGUGCGGAUAACAUGUCAACCGAGUAUAAUAGGAGGACACAUUGAUGGAUAGCAAAAUGUUACACGUUAUUAUUGGAUUUAUCGUUAUUGUUCAACAGGCUGCGGGAGAUGACCUAGGGCUUCUGUCUAGCACGCUGCGUGCGUUCCGUACAAUUUGUUGCGACGAUGAGCUGCUCACCCUGUCGUGCCCGAUCGGUACCAGCAUUUCCGUGGAGCUCGUACAGUAUGGAGCGAAAGAAAGCAACGAUACGCUCCAGUGCGCGUACAGCGAGCUGGACAGCUCCUAUUACGUUCCCGAGCCGACUCCACCCGCCCUAAGUACGAUUGACUUCUCGGUGCCGGUCCCAGUAAAUGCAACGACCGUUACGCCCACGGCAACGAUGGCAAGUACCGAGCUGGCUACGAACGAUACGUUGACCACGGUGGAGCGUCCGAAAGACAAAUGCACCCCCCUUUAUGUACUGCAGUACUCGAUCCUGCAGACGGUCGUCGAAGCGUGUCAGAAGAAACGACGCUGUCGGAUACAGGCCACGCCGAAGAACUUUGCCACCGCACCCUGCCCCGGCAUCCAUCGUAUGGUGGAGGUCAAUCACAAAUGUCGUCCAUUCGAAUUUCGCAGCCUGGUAUCGUGCGAAAAGGACAUCGUGCGGUUGACGUGCGGUCAGUACACCCGCAUAGCGAUUUACAGCGCCACCUACGGUCGAACCGCGUACGAAAGCUCGCACUGCUCGCAAACGGCCGCCUCAAAAGAACAAACCUGUCUGUCCGAGCACACGAGCCUGACGCUGACGGAGAUCUGCCAAGGUCGGCGUAAGUGCACGGUGGCGGUGGAAAGCUCCACCUUCGGCAACCCAUGUCCGGAGAAUAUCCGGGUCUACCUGAAAGUAAUCUACGCCUGUGUGUCGAGGAACGUGUUCCGUGAGCGGUACAUCACACCGCUGGAGGAUGACGAACAGGACGAGCGGCCGUACGAGUCGAACGAGCUGUACGACGAGGAGCUGACGCCGGCACCGAACCAGAUCGAGGGCUCGGCCAUCGGCAAGGGUGUCGGCACCAACCACAACAAGUACGCCGGCAGCAGUGGCGAGUCGGCGGUCAAGGCGGAAAAUAUAGUCACAUUCAACAAGGACGCCGGCACAGACAGCUCCGCUGGAAGUGACUACUCUUCGCUGCUCGAUGACGGACACCUGCUGAUUGUCAGUGUCGCGGUACUGUUCUUCUGCUGCGUCUGCCUGUCGUUCGGGGCGCUGGUCGCGUACAAGAUGAAGCUGUUCCAGUCGGGCAACAAUCGGUGCAUCAAGGCGUCCGAGUCUACGGACAGCCAUUCGACACCGUCCAGCUACCGGGGACCGAGCGAGGACUUCGAUCUGGUCGAAUGCAUGCCGGACACGAUGGACGCCAUGGCGGUGAAGGCGGUUGAGCAACCGCCGCCACCGCAAACGUUCGUGCAACCGGUCGUCGCAUCCGCACCGGUCGCUCACCAUUCAACCAUCCUGCCCGCGUUCAAGUUUGCCGAGCCGCGCGGCGGAAGUCUGUCGCAAAUAUCGACCACCAUGUUCAUCCUGCCGAACUACCUAAUGGCGGGCCCGCUGCCCGGCACCCUGUCCAACCGGCGCCCCAAGGAUGCCCAGGGCUCACCGCUGCAAUCGGGUGACAAUCUCACCAUCACACUCGCCACCACCGACAUCCCCGGCAGCAGCAGCAGCGGCAGCAACAUCAACGGUAACACCCCGCCCAUAACAAGCAAGAUGGAGGCGCCCAGCCCGGUGUACUAUUCGCAACAUCUGCAGCCCCACCAGCACCACCACCAGCAGCAGCAGCACGUGCCGUACGGUGUGAGCACCUCCUGUGGCCAGUGCACGACGCUCGGAUGGCAGCCGGUAUCCGGCGGUGUUAUUGGUGGUGGCACAGCUGCCGGCCCGAUCUAUGGUGGAAAGCUGCUGCCGGUGGAAAACGCGCCCAGUGGCACCACGAGCAAAACGUCACACCCGUAUCAUCGCAAUCAAUCAUUAAAAUCGUCUGCCGGUGAGCCGGAAGGCCGUCCGGACGAAGGGCCAGCAGCUGACGGUGGCACCGGUGCGGCAGACGGUGGGCUGCGGCUGGUGGGACCGGGGACUACCCUAACACAGUCGCAUCCUUUUUUAUGGCUGGGCUUGAAAAUCGGGCUGAUGUAAAGCUGUAGGGUAAAGCUGUCAAGAUCGACCUGUGCGAUAGUUUAUCGUGCAGCGUUUUAAACCUUAUUGGCGGUGCCUCAAACGGUGGCACGCUGUCCCAUUUUCCCUCGGUUUCGUCAUCUUUCCGACCCGAACCCAUUCGGUUUGGCCCAUCCCCCUGGACCUCCGUUCAUACCGUUACACCCGACACCACUGUAGAUACUUUACAAACGUACCACUAAAAAGUAGAUACCCCCAUCCUUUGGGUUUUUUUGUAUUGUUUUCUUCUCUCUCGCUUCCCCUUUUUCUACUAACGCCAGCUUGACAGCUUUACCCGUAAGCACACCCGUAACAACUUUAUCGGCGAUUUGUCGCAAUGAAACGUAACGAAGCCGGAAUCGAAUCUUGGUUUCGCCAAACACAGCCUAGGGAUUGCUAGGUAAAUGGAACGGAAGGCAGAGAUAGAAACAGAAGAGAGAAGAAGAGAAGGCAAGUCAAACGAAACCAAAUAACGUAACACUAGAGACAUAGUAACAAAUUGUGAAUUUUACCGAGGCGCUUGUACAAAUUGCUAACCCUCCUCCGGUCCCCGUGGAAGUACCGAGGCUUCGUUCGACGGCAUUUUUAGAUUGUGAAAAGCGUUGUGACACUGUGCCGCUGGCAUGAGAGGAGCGCUACGUACAGCGCGCGCAAGCUGCGGAUGGAACCAGUUGACGUGCAGCCUGAUUAGUUAUCGGCAAUACAAUUUCGCAGCAUACGUGGGCUCAUGGCUCUAUCAUAUAGAGCAAUCAGCAAUCUGAAAUGCCCGGCAUCUGUGGAGAUUUGUUUGUUUCUUUUAUUUCGUUUCAAUGCAGAGUUGUUGAGUGAAAAACUGCUCUUCCGUAAAGUUGAUUUAAGAUUUUCCGGAGCGUCGAAAUGUAAAAAAAUGGCCCACGAAAAACUCAUUUUAUAUUAUUUGUUCCUAGUCUAGUGAAGUCGUAAAUGUAAAAGAAAACGUGAGCACAUCUAGUGUAAAUAUACAACUUAAAUCACUGUUCAACGAACUGGCGCAUG